AUGCAAUUCAAUUAGUGUGAAAGCAGUCAGCGGUAGUGGUCGAACAACGUCGUCGUCAUCGGUCGUCAUUCCGAUCGACAAGCGCGAGAAGAGAAGAGCAUCGAAAUAACGCAAAAAUAGCUCACUAUCGCAAGAUUAGUUACUCACAGAAGAUCAGAGCAUGAAGAACGAAGUGUCAUUAUUGGUAAACGAUCACUGAUCAAAUUGCUUAUAGUUACAAUUGUUUACUAGUGCACGCACGUGGUUUGCCAAACUGAUAAUAUCGAAACGUGCAUCAUCAUAGUGGGAACAAUAUAUCCCGCGUCUCCAUGGCGUUCAAUGGCUGUGCAACCCAACUAGAGAACUCGAACAUUCAAAGUGCCUGACGAUGUUGGCUGUUUGGUUCGUAAUGGUGUUUUUAUUCAGACUUGUGAAGGCAGAUGAACGACCCACCGGAUAUUUGUUCUACACAUCGGACGUGAUCAAUCUGGAUUUGAACCAAACAUCUUACAUAGUGGGAUGUACGGUGAACUCCACCGGUGGCGUGGGAACAGAUAUGAACAUCCAAAAUCUUAUGAUCUUAGAUGCACGGCGAAACCCAUAUUUGACGGAGAUCGUCAACGAUACAACAAUUAUACACAAAGUGGAUCUUCGUAAUGGUGAUGAGUCGACCUUGUGUGGUGUUAGGAGCUACAUUUGCCGAUUGAAUCGUUCCUUGAUAGCGAUGCGUAGUAUCUACGUGGCGAGACCUCCACCGGCAAUCAAACCAGCUGAUUUCAAAUGCAUUUCCUACAACCGGAAACGGCUGGUUUGUCAGUUUCAGCGGGAUAAUAGUUGCGGUCUCUACACGGAAUACAAUCUGUUCAUGAUCCGGCUGAGCAGUCAUAGCGUUUGCAAUCUCACAGAUAACGGAACCAUGCUUAGUUUUGACAGCAGUUCAGACACGUGCGUGUUCUCAUCUGGUCACAGGACGCUAACGUUCCGGAUCGAGGGCACGAAUAAGAUAGGAAAAACGGAAUCCACACAUCUGGUGGAUCAUUUCGAUAUUGUGCGUCCAGAAGAGCCGAGUGAUUUGCAGGUGUCAUUUCUGGACGUUACUAGCGUGAACCUAACGUGGAGUAUGAGUUUCCUGUUGUACAAUCUGAAUCGUUCCUUCGAGGUGGAAUUUCAUUUGAUUACUAAGCAUGGUGUGCUACAAAUCUUCGUUGACCUAAGUCUUUCGAAGGACAAGGAAAUUAUGCACCAUUUCAAAGAUCUGUAUGCUUUUACGAGCUACGAGUUGAGAAUGAGGGUUCGAGUUAUUCCCAAAUCAGAAAGAAACUUCGAAGAAGAUUAUUGGUCCGAGUGGUCUUCAAUUGAAUUUCAAACGAAGGCCUGUAAACCAUACGAAGCUCCACGCAUUCUACCAGGUGCUUAUAGUUUCAAGGAAAGGAGAGAAAACCUGGUGACCAUUGAAGUAUUUUGGGAACAAGUUCCUGAACAUCGUUACAAUGGACCGGGCUUUGGGUAUGGUAUCUAUGCUCUAUCACAAUCAGGUCACAAGCUUUCGACGAAUUGUUCCAACAAUGGAGUAGCGACAUUUCAGAAAGUAAAGGUUGAUGAGCAGUAUAUAGUGUACUUAUAUUCGUACAACGAAGAAGGCCGGUCAGACGAUACCAAUAUUAUUCACAUCUAUCCUCAUAAAUCUAAGUAUCAACCCAAAAUAAAGAGAAUGUUGUACAAUGAGAGUUAUCAACUGCAGUGGUUUCCGGUUGACGAAAGGGCACACCUUUCUAACUACACGAUUAUGUAUUGCAGUUAUAGCACUACGGGAACUUGCCAUGGGUCUAUACAAUUCGAUUCCUUACCUUCGGAUGCAACAUCAUAUGUCUUGAACGUGACCAAACCACUUACUUUUGCCUUAGCGGCAAAUUAUCAUACGUACUCUUCAGAGUUGACAUGGCCCUUAUGCACGAUUUCUCCAGCGACGAGCAUAAGUCAAAUCAGUUUCAAGUUAACCGAUAUUACCGAACAGUCCUUUACGCUGCGGUUGCAACUAUCUUGUAUGGAUCAAUCCUUAAUUGAUCGUUACGAUGUUCGCUAUUGGCCCACGUUGAAGCGUGACGCGAUGAGAAAUCAGACCUUCCGACCAUAUGAUACGGUUAUUCCCAUUGAAAAUCUGAUCAUCGAUACCGAGUAUGAGGUGAUCGUUACGGCAUACGAUGAUAGAGGAAACACAUUUGAAGCGAGCAGCUCGGUUCGCACUAAGGACAAAGAUAUUCUUAUGCAGUUGGCACUCUUUCUUCUCUUUGGUAUGCUAGUAAUGGGUUUCAUUACUACGACAGCAACACGCAAAGUGAAGAAGAUAAUGAACAUCAAAGUAGAAAUACCUUCUGGAUUACUGGGAAUCUAUGAAACGCCGAUUCAGGUUUCUUUAUGUAGGUUAACUCUUUCCAAGAGGAGUCUGAAUUCCAAUCUAUCUCCGAAGGUUUGGAGUUGGAAGAGCUUUCUAAUGGCGAAAACCAUCAAUUCGUCAAAAAGCAGAAUCAUUGUUUCCCAUCGAACUGGGAACAAUCGAACCAGUCACCAUCGCAGCUGCCCUUCGAUGGAAUACCAGUUCAAGUGAAUACCGUUCAAAAGAAAUGCAGACCUGAGAAUUUCAUCAAUGCAAUUGAGAUGGAAGAACUUUCACCCAGCGAAGAAAAACCGUUCCUCAAAGUGAAAUCCAUUCUCAAAAAACCGGAACAAAUUUGCCCACCGAAUCACUCUGAAAAACCAAAACCCACCGUGCAGAUUGUCACGGGGGACAACUACAUCAAGCCAUCGCAGAUGCCAUGCAUGAUGGAUCCGACAGAAGUAAUGCCACCUAUCAUUCGUGAGAACAGUCCAUCUGGUUACGUGGAUGUUAAACUAAUGCGGAAUCAACAUCGAGUGUAGACCCUUAGACCAGUGAACACAGGACCAGAUAUUGUGCGUCAAAAGUUUUAACAAGAUACAAGCUACUUGUAAUGUAACAAAAAAAUAUCGUGAACACUCGUAUAAGUUUAAGGAUUUGAAGUACAAAUUGCAGUGAUAACCGUAAUAUGACAAAUACAUACAUAAUUCCUUAUGUUUACGAAAUAAACUAAGACAAAUUUGUAUACAGUGGA
Molecule: messenger RNA, 3107 nt
Organism: Aedes aegypti (yellow fever mosquito)
Lineage: Eukaryota; Metazoa; Arthropoda; Insecta; Diptera; Culicidae
Product: cytokine receptor
Exons: 6
Coding region: 368-2584 (738 amino acids)
Biological process (GO): cytokine-mediated signaling pathway
Cellular component (GO): external side of plasma membrane
Molecular function (GO): cytokine receptor activity; protein binding
Source: RefSeq, a predicted model, not a curated record